AUGGCGUCCGCGAUGGCGACCAAGCGCCUCCGUAAAGAGUACCUGGCAAUGCAGCGCAAACCCGUGGACUACAUCCGAGCGGUUCCCCUUGAGACAAACAUCCUCGAGUGGCACUAUGUGAUCACAGGCACGAAGGGUACGCCGUAUGAAGAUGGCUACUUUCACGGCAAACUCAAGUUCCCGCCUGAGUACCCGAUGAAGCCUCCGUCGGUACUGAUGCUUACGCCAAACGGUCGGUUUAAGACAAAUCAGAGACUGUGUCUGAGUAUGUCGGACUUUCACCCAGAAACGUGGAAUCCCAUGUGGUCAGUUAGCUCCAUUCUUACGGGUCUCUAUUCGUUUAUGCUCGAGAAUCAGGCGACGUUGGGCAGUAUUAGUACUACGGAUGCGCAGAAGCGGAAAUUCGCGGCGGCGUCACUGGAGACCAAUUGUGGCAAUGCCGUAUUUCGCAACUUGUUCCCGGAUCUGGUAGCAUUGCAAAAGGCGCGAGAGCGAGACCGUGAAUUGCUACGACGACUGCCGACGGAUGGAGAGGGGACAACGACGUCGUCGUCGGGUACAAAAGGGGAAACCGUGUCGGGCAAUGGAGCAGUGAUAGAAGACUGGACCACGACUGUGUACGGUAUCGGCAUUGUACUCGUAGUGGCGACUGUCGCGGCUUAUUGGCUGUCGUGA
Peronospora matthiolae is the source of this 675-nucleotide messenger RNA. Lineage: Eukaryota; Oomycota; Peronosporomycetes; Peronosporales; Peronosporaceae. The record is from the annotation of a GenBank genome assembly.